This is a messenger RNA of Epinephelus lanceolatus (giant grouper), 4008 nucleotides long. It is a transcript of the gene fbxw11a, whose product is annotated as F-box and WD repeat domain containing 11a. Gene Ontology annotation, molecular function: protein dimerization activity. NCBI's taxonomy places the organism in Eukaryota, Metazoa, Chordata, Actinopteri, Perciformes, Serranidae. The record is from RefSeq and is a predicted model, not a curated record.
UUGAGCGAAGUGAAUGACGUCUCUGCAUUUGCGGGCCGCCGACGCAGGGCUGGGUUUCCAUUUUCAGAGCGAGUUUCGGGGGGGAUCGUCAACAUGGAGCCGGAGAUGGAGGACAAAACGUUGGAACUGAUGUGCUCUGUGCCUCGCUCUCUCUGGCUGGGCUGCUCCUCGGUGGCUGAGAGUUUGUGUGCACUCAGGUGCCUGCAGAGCAUCCCCUCCACCCGGGCUCACAACCAGAACACGUCAGGGAUGGAGUCACAGAACCUAGUGGACGACCUGUCGCCAAAGAAGAACACAGUUCUCAAGCUUAGUAAUGGUCCUGUUGUGGGGUCCCGCAAGCGUCCGUCAGAGGGUAACUACGAGAAGGAGAAGGAACACUGCAUCGCCCUGUUUGACCAGUGGUCAGAGGCCGACCAGGUGGAGUUUGUCGAGCGCCUGAUCUCCCGUAUGUGCCACUACCAGCACGGCCACAUCAACUCCUACCUCAAACCCAUGCUGCAGAGGGACUUCAUCACUGCGCUGCCAGCCCAAGGCUUGGAUCACAUAGCAGAGAACAUCCUGUCUUUCCUGGAUGCACGCUCGCUGUGCUCGGCAGAGCUGGUGUGUAAGGAGUGGCAGAGGGUCAUCUCUGAGGGUAUGCUGUGGAAGAAGCUCAUUGAACGCAUGGUCCGCACGGACCCGCUCUGGAAAGGCCUGUCUGAGAGACACCAGUGGGAGAAAUAUCUGUUCAAGAACCGCACAUCAGAAGUCCCACCCAACUCCUACUAUCACUCCCUUUAUCCCAAGAUCAUCCAAGACAUAGAGACUAUUGAGGCAAAUUGGCGAUGUGGCAGACACAACUUGCAGAGGAUUCAGUGUCGCUCAGAAAAUAGUAAAGGGGUCUACUGUCUCCAGUACGACGAUGACAAGAUCAUCAGUGGCCUUAGGGACAAUUCCAUCAAGAUCUGGGAUAAGCAGUCUCUGGAAUGUCUGAAGAUACUGACCGGUCACACAGGCUCAGUGUUGUGUCUGCAGUAUGAUGAGAGAGUCAUCGUCACCGGGUCUUCUGAUUCAACUGUCAGGGUGUGGGAGGUGACGACGGGUGAGGUACUGAACACACUGAUCCAUCACAACGAGGCAGUUCUUCACCUGCGCUUUGCCAACGGCCUGAUGGUCACCUGCUCCAAGGACCGUUCAAUCGCCGUCUGGGACAUGGCCUCUCCUACUGACAUCAGCCUACGUCGUGUCCUCGUGGGACACAGGGCUGCUGUCAACGUGGUCGAUUUUGACGACAAAUAUAUUGUGUCCGCCUCAGGGGACCGCACCAUCAAGGUAUGGAGCACCAGCACCUGUGAGUUUGUGCGCACUCUUAAUGGUCAUAAGAGGGGCAUCGCCUGUCUACAGUACAGAGACCGUCUGGUGGUCAGCGGCUCGUCUGACAACACAAUCCGGUUAUGGGACAUAGAGUGUGGAGCAUGUUUGCGAGUGCUUGAAGGUCAUGAGGAGCUGGUGCGUUGCAUUCGCUUUGACAACAAAAGGAUUGUCAGCGGCGCCUACGACGGGAAGAUCAAGGUGUGGGACCUGCAGGCAGCCCUGGACCCACGAGCCCCCGCCAGCACAUUAUGUCUGCGCACUCUAGUGGAGCACUCUGGCCGCGUGUUCCGCCUCCAAUUUGAUGAGUUUCAGAUCAUCAGCAGUUCUCACGACGACACCAUUCUGAUCUGGGACUUCCUGAACGUCUCGACCAACGGCCAGUCAGAGGGACGGUCUCCCUCCCGCACCUACACUUACAUUUCUAGAUAGCAGGUGGCGCCAUCCACUGCAUCCUUUCUUGGAGGAGCCCAGGGCUGAUUGGCUGAUGGGUGCGUCCAUCAUGGAAAGGAGCCCAUCUCUUCUCCUUCCUCCUCGUCAUCUCUCUGUCCACCUCCCACCCCAACACCUCCACCUCCCUGCCCGUUCUGACAGACUCUUGAGCUUGGGCCCAUUGCCUGCCAGUACCGUGACAUGCACACACACAGACACACAUACACACACACACAGGUCAACACUGAUGAGGAUUCCCGACUACAGAACCGAUGCAACUCUCCCAAGAAGUUCACCUUCUACUACUAAUUUAUGUUUUGUAAAGUACACUAAUGACAGUAUUAACUUAGACCUUAUAUAAGUCACAGGCUCCCUUUUGUCCCCUUGAUACAAACUUAAAGCAGCUUGUGCUCCUCAGUUUUCAGCGCCUGCCAAAACAGGUUUCCACAGAUAUGGAAUCGCUUAUAGAUAUAUAUUUAUAUAUAUUACACACACAUACACACACAAACACACACACACAGUGACACAGUUGGACAGAGGAUGACCGGAGCUGUGAUGCGGGAGACAGAGACUCUUUACUCAGCUCUAGGAAAGGAGGGAAGGAUGGGAGAUGGAGGGAGUGAAUGAGGGAGAAAUGUGUCGGGGGGAUGACUCCCCCGCUCCCUCUCACUCCCUCACACUCCUCCCUGUCUCUCGCUCUCUCUCCACCCCCCCUUCCCCCCCUCUAACCCCCAGAGAUGCACACUCGCUUGGAACAUGGGGGCGCGCACACACACUCAAGUUUGCGUGAGUGUGUGUUUGUGUAUGUGGACUUGUGAAACGACAGAGCAGAAGCGUCAAACAGACAGACAUGCAUGUGAGGUUGCCGUGGAUACAGCAUCCCGGUACACCUCUGCUUUUAUUUCUCUUUAACUCUUACUUUCUUACUGUUUUUUAUUACUGUUAUUUUCUCAUUUUAUUUGAGUAUUUUGGUUCUUAGUACAAAAAUCAUACUAAGCGUAGUCCUCUUUCUACUCCCCCUCCCCUCCUCCUCUCUAUCUCUUACUGUCUUCUCCUCAUUCUUUCUUCUAACUUCCACCCUUGUUCAUCUGUCCCUUUCACUCCAUCUUUCUCUCCCCCAUCAUCUACGUGCUUGCUUUGGUUAUGAGAGAAGCUGGAACUCAAGAGCUCAAAUUUAGCUGUAAACGGAGUUGUCUUGUCAAAAAUUGUGUUGUAUAUUAAAAAUGAUUUUUUAAAGAAGAAAAUGACCUUAUUGUGAAUAAAGUACUUGACAGUGGUGGAGUGUUGAGCCAACUGUAACAUGAAUGAGUGUCUAAUUGUCUGUCUGUUCUUGUCUGUGUGUGCAUGUGUGGGUGGAUUUGUGCUGUGUUGCCUCUAUCUGACGGGUAGAUACAAUUCAGCGGGCCGCCACUCUGUUCCCUCGGUGCUUCAGUAACAACAGAAGAAUCGCUGGCUGUCUGUCCCGCAGACAAAGAAUGUAGAUAUGAAUUUGUAAUGCGUGAAAUUCCUGAUUGUUCACAAAAAAGACUUAAUACACAAAAAACCCCUCAAGAUCCAGUUACUAGAUUUUCUUUCUGGAGACAACAGCAUCUUGAGGUCUUCCUCAGUUGACAAGACUCAAAAGUCAACAACUCAACUGAGCAAACUUGGUCUGAAAGCUCAGUGAAUCAACUGGUAGACUGGACCUUUAGUAAAUUAUUUAAUCUUUGGUAUAACUGUUUUCAAGGUCAAGAUGUACGCUCAUGCUCCACUUAAAACUGUGAGCGUUUACCUGCACAAUCGUGUCCCAGUUACGAGUCUUAUCCUGGUUUUUUGAUCUUAUUCUAGGGUUUCACUGAUUCAAAGCUGAGACAGCUGUUUACAUCUGAUUACAUGUGCAUGUACUAUGUCAGCAGCGCUCACAUAGACUACAUUUUGUUCUCAUUUCAUGUAGUCUUAUUGUUUUUUUUCUGGGAUUUUAAUACCUGUUUGAGAUUUUAAAAAAUUGUUGAAUUGUAAUUCAUGUUAAUUUGAAGAUUUUUUUUUUUACUUAGUUGCUGAUGAAUGCUUUAUUAUUUUAAUCAUAUCUAUGUAAAUAUUUGUUCAAGCCUAAUGUUGCCUUACACAUAAAAGAGUGAUGUCAGUCACCUUCACAUAGUAAGGCGUACAACUUAUUAAUUAAACACUGGUAUUGGCUCGCUGUUCAGUAUCGGCUGAUACGUAGAGCCCAGGUGCUGACACAUCUGA